AUGGCGAGGACCAUCCGCGAGCAUUCCACAAGCUACCGCAAGCGAUACCCCGAGCGGUACGAACCAGCGUGUUCCGACGAGAUCAUCCUCGAUGAUGCCACUGUCCGCGAAAUCACUCCGAUGUCACCGUUCCUCCCGGCGGCGUCUACCCAAACAACGCACAUGGAAGCUUGGGCCAAUGCCGAUGCUCCAUCCCGCAUGAAGAGCGAGACACAUGCGUUUUACCGGGAGUAUGUCCAUAACGAUUGCUUCGAUGUUGACGAGUUGAAUGGAUGGUCAUUUUACAACCUCGAACUUGUCAAGACGUUGCUUCUCUAUGGCGAGAUGGACAUCAUCCUACGCGUGUGUGCGUCUCCCGAGGUGGAUCUGCGGACAUGGCACUCGAUGGAUAACGCUGGCUGGGAUCUCAUCUACCGGAUGGCAUUGCUGCCGUACAUCGCCCUCAAUCUGAUCCACUUCUUCCCUGACACCUGGGACUUAAGAUCAGGCAGGACCGGCCAGAAAGACUACCGCCAGAUGAGGGCCUAUCUUGUCAUGCUUAAGGCGUUGACCCAGCUGAGAGACGGAUGGAUAAUUUCGGAAAUCGCUGCAUACCCGCACUGGCAGUUCUUCGGCAUUAACCAGAAGGAUGGUUAUGUCGUCAAGCUUCAUGAUCAACCUGAAGACCAAAGGGACCGAGAGGGCGUGCCGGCGGAGCUGGUCUCGGAAAUCAUGGAUACGGCCGAGUAUGGCCCGACAACAGCAAGGCUUGAGCUACAGCACCACCCCUUCCAUCGAUUCAACGAGAAAGAGCUAGCAAAGUACGUGAAGUACUGCUGGCAGCUGCUCAUACGAUGCGACAUGAUGGCGACGGCCCUCGGCCUGCUGAUUCCCUGGCACGAGUUGAUAUCGGAUGCCAUGGCUUAUACGCUGAUAGGUGGCGGCCCGGAUGGGAAAGAGUGGUUUGCAACAGAUCACGGGAAAACGUUGGAAGAUGAGAAGGCCUGGACCUAUACGUUUUUAUACUGA
Messenger RNA from Parathielavia appendiculata, 1008 nucleotides. RefSeq lists its product as uncharacterized. The record is from RefSeq and is a predicted model, not a curated record. Lineage: Eukaryota; Fungi; Ascomycota; Sordariomycetes; Sordariales; Chaetomiaceae. The transcript is spliced from 4 exons. Bases 1 to 1008 code for a protein of 335 amino acids.